Molecule: messenger RNA, 609 nt
Organism: Colletotrichum godetiae
Lineage: Eukaryota; Fungi; Ascomycota; Sordariomycetes; Glomerellales; Glomerellaceae
Exons: 2
Coding region: 83-589 (168 amino acids)
Source: RefSeq, a predicted model, not a curated record
CACCGUUUCCGAGCACCCCCUGCGAAUAUAUAUACCCAACACAUAGUGACCCAGCGCGCCCCCUUCGCGCGGAAGCCCUAGGAUGUACAACCCAAACGUCAGAAUGAUUAGCCCCGAUCAUUCCCUCACGUUCACGAACUUAGCGUCGAAGACUUUCGAGCUCACGCAACACAAUGUGCCGACGUCUCCCGAUAUACGGAUGAUCCAGGACAUUAGUCAAGCCACUUUGACGCCCAAAAAUGGAGAAUCACUGAUGAUGUGGACAAAAGGGUGUUACUUUGGCAAGAGCGGGUUCGACGAUGUCAUGCUCUGCUGGCAAGAGCUGGAAGCCCUGACUUCUUUCUGUAUCGGCGUCGAGUCUCCCGAGCGCGGCUUUUUCAAGCCUAUUCAGUCUCACUGGAAAGUGAAGUACAACGACGGCAAUACGAUCAAGGAUUGGUUCUUCCCUUCCGAAAAUCCAUCAGAUCCGUACACAUUCCCGAGCACAAUGGAUGUUGAUAUUUCCAUUACGAGUCACUCGGUGAAGGACCAGUUAGAGCUCAAAAUCACGAUCAAGGACAAGGCACCAAGUGCUGAGCUCAAACCAUAGGAGUUUGCGAAACGGUUACG